AUGGCAGACACCCCAUACCAUCCACAUUUCCCAUCUUCUCAGCUUCGCAGUCCUUCCCCUCCCCUCUCCCCUCUCUCCUCCAUUCCGCACGGUGGCAUUCACCCCGGUGGUGAUCCUCAGGAUUCUCAUGAUACCCAUGAUAUCCACGAUACAUAUACCCGCCGGCGUUCACUACCAUUCGUCUUCUCUCCUCUCCCGAAGAAUACUUCCUCAACCUUCCUGAUACCCAGUACUGCCGAAGGGAGGCCAAUUCCUCUCGACGACUCGACCGCGGCCCAUCGCACAACCGCCCUGCGCCAGCUGAGUCGAUCUCAACCGUCAUCGCGUCAUCGCUACACCGGAGCAAGUAGCUCGCCAAGCAUUAAGAGCACAACUACCGGGACCUAUUCUCAGCCCGUUGUGGUACGCACAUACUCAGGUGUACCACCUUCACCGUCUACCAGGGGCCCAGUGUCCGUCUCUACCCUUUCACCCUCGCCGAAUCCCCAGCCUCAACGUCCUAGUCGAAAUGGGCCAGUAAAAAACAUGGCACGGCACAAGAGAAACGAAAAGACCCGCACCGCGGCCGGUGCCAAGUUGCCUCCUCUCGAAUCAUUUACAUUCAAGAGCAUUAUAGCAGAUAUACAGCAGGAUGUCGGCGCAGAUCUAGACCGCAUAGCGGAGAUUUGUGCGCGCACGAGAUACUCUCUCAGCAACCAGUACGAAGUCCACAUAGCCCCUCAAGGUUCAGGAGCGGGUUUCCUAGGGCCGCCACCCCCGUCGUUUAGACACCAUGCUCACGUUGGACCCACAUUGCAGGCGGUGACAAGCGAUGAGGAGCAUAUGGGCCCCAUUCAACCGAAGAAGCGCAGAAACGCGGCCCGCAGGAGAAGUGUUGCCUACGGUACUCUAGAGACGAUCAUGAGCUCGAGUCGGUCUUCCGACGAGGAUAGGAGUAGUAAAAAACCAGCGGCCGAGAUCGUCGAGGAAGUACGGGGUCGGGUGACCAUGGACAAUAGCGCUAAAGACGAGAGCGGAAGCGCGAACAGUACGGACGCUCAGGCUAGCAGCGAGCAACAUGACGACCAACGGAUAUGCCCUCCAACAAGGUCAGCUCUCUUCGCAGCUGCCAUUAUCGACACUUCUAGGAGUCAAACGCAAGGGGUCGAUGCUUCGCAUAAAGCUCCCGGAGCGGUCCUGUUAAGUGACCCUGCCGAGCCACGGACAUCACGAAAUCACCUUCAGACUAAAACAUCACCUGAAGUGUCUACUGUAAGACAUUACACACGAGACACCGCACCUCGACCCUCUAGGGCUGUUGCCUCAGAGUCCGUUGCAGCGGCAGCAAUUACGAUACCCGAAGAGCCAAGGGCUUCGUCAGGUUUACUAGCUGGAUUUACGACCUGGAUUUCCUGGAAAGGGGCGGACUCCGAUAUAGGUUUGUUAGGUUCCGAAGGAACAAAGGGUUAUUCAUCUUACGCAGAAGGUACUCUAAGAGAAUUGCUCAGGUCAACCGAGUCAUUAAUGGACCCGAAACGGAAAGGGAUUGAUUUAACAUGA
Molecule: messenger RNA, 1539 nt
Organism: Annulohypoxylon truncatum
Lineage: Eukaryota; Fungi; Ascomycota; Sordariomycetes; Xylariales; Hypoxylaceae
Exons: 1
Coding region: 1-1539 (512 amino acids)
Source: RefSeq, a predicted model, not a curated record